Molecule: messenger RNA, 1029 nt
Organism: Esox lucius (northern pike)
Lineage: Eukaryota; Metazoa; Chordata; Actinopteri; Esociformes; Esocidae
Gene: cnep1r1
Product: CTD nuclear envelope phosphatase 1 regulatory subunit 1
Exons: 6
Coding region: 175-630 (151 amino acids)
Cellular component (GO): Nem1-Spo7 phosphatase complex; cytoplasm
Source: RefSeq, a predicted model, not a curated record
AGAAGUUGUCUCAUCCGGGGUGUUUGGGGAUUCCCCCGAGUGAAUUUCGUGAGAGAAGUAGCUAGCUGCAAUUCACUUGGACUAUUGUAAUUGAGCAGAAUGUUGAACUAAUGAUAGUUGUCUGUUUAAAUCAAUCACGGUACAGUUUUCGAAAUCGGCUAAUUGUCGACGUUGAUGUUUUCGCCCGGUACCGAUGGCCAACAAGGCGUACUAGGGCAACCAACAGUAACAGCCAGAGCAAUGAAUUCCUUGGAACAGGCCGAAGGUAGUCAACAUGACCUAAAAGCCUUUGAGAGAAGGUUGACAGAAUAUGUCUCCUGUUUGCAGCCUGCAACUGGGAGGUGGCGAAUGAUUCUAAUAGUGGUGUCUGUCUGCACGGCGACUGGGGCCUGGAACUGGUUGAUAGACCCGGACACACAGAAGGUGUCUUUCUUCUCAUCAUUGUGGAACCAUCCAUUCUUCACCAUCAGCUGCAUCACUUUGAUUGCUCUGUUCUUUGCUGGUAUUCACAAACGAGUAGUUGCACCGUCAAUUAUUGCAGCUCGCUGCCGGACAGUUUUAGCAGAAUACAACAUGUCUUGUGAUGAUACUGGGAAAUUAAUUCUCAAACCACGGCCACACAUCCAAUAACCGCAAACCUAUUUGAAGAGAAUCGGGGUGAAGCAAAAAGUGUUCUUUAUAAUUAUGUUGCUUGCCGCUGAAUGAACAACAGAUACAAGGACCCAACUCUUGUUUGUGGGAUUUGAAAUACCCUAACAGAGGUUUUGGAUGACAGAGGGGAAACACUGAGGUGGCAAUCAUUUUGUUGGGAUCCAUUACGUAUGUAUGAAGAACUGUAAGGGAAGAGGACAGCAAGCAACUUUUUAACAGCAUCUCAGUGUUAGUCUCCAUUAAAGCUGCUUUUGGGCUCACAAACCCUUUGUUUUACUCAUUUGUCAUGAGAACAGAUGUUUAUUUCUAUGACUCUAUGAUGUAUUUGUUUUAGAUAAAGGUCCUUUUUUAAAUAAAUUGUUAUACACCUAAGAAAUA